GAUUUGUAGAGUGUUCCUGAAGCGGUGCCUAUCUCCUUCUUCCGAGUUCCAGCUGUGAGAGCUGAGACACAUCGUUUUUCACUCGGCUUCUUCUUCCAAAUGAAUACCCGAUACGUGAAGCAAUUGCUCCGUAAUAUAUUUUGCAAACGAUCAUUUCAUAUGGUUAGUGGGCACCGUUGAGUACUUUUUUAUUUGAAAAAAUUUGUACAAGGAGGGAUCACCACUGAUUUGAAAAUUGGGGAAGCCCUGCAGGGAGGGAGAAGGGGGAAAAUGAUUGGAAAAGAAGCAUGGUGCAUUGCGAGAUUCUACCAAAUUUUUUCUCAAUAGAGAAGAACCAUAUCGGAAUUAUAUGCAUAGUGUUUUUAACCGGUUUCAAUUGCAAAGGUCAAAAACAGAGAAGGUAGAAGAAGAUAAGCUAAAAGAAGAUCAAGAAAGACAACAGAUUUCUUUCAAAUCUGAAGUAAAGAAGAAGGAAGAUUACAAUUAUGGGAUUAGCAAAUACAGUUCUGAUGAUGAAGAUCCCUCGGAUAGUAAGUGGAAGUUAGAGCUGGCUUGGCUCACAAAGGCACUUGAACCAGCUCUGCAAUUCUGUAGGUGGGCUCUGCCAUCAGGAGAUGGAAUUGGAAAGAAACCCCCACCAAGCAAUCGAUCCCUUAUGGAAAUAAUUGCCUGCAUCCAACGGAGCAAGAUUGGAAUCCAGGAUUGGAGCUUGAGUGACCUUACAAUUGGCUUGUAUCUGAUCUAUCUUCGUCAAGCUUCUACACAUCCAUUUGAAGAUAUCAAAGCCAUUCAGAUAUCAUCAGAAUCAAUAGUUCAAGAUCUCAUUUAUCAUAUUGAGUUGGCUAAAGGGGCUUAUAAGGAUAGCCCUGUAAGUCUUUCUAAGAACAGCAUGCUACGAGAAAGUAAUGUCAUAAAAUUUGUUAAAAACUCCAGUGUUAUGAGGCCUGCAUAUUACAUAGGGGUUGAUACCCGUAAAAGGCUUGUGAUUUUGGGCAUUCGUGGCACACAUACUUUAUAUGACCUUAUCACUGAUAUUGUUUCCUCAAGUGAUGGUGAAGUCACCUUUGAAGGCUAUUCAACCCACUUUGGCACUGCUGAAUCUGCACGGUGGUUUCUCCAUCAUGAGAUUGAAAUCAUAAGAAAAUGCUUGGAGAAACAUGAGGGAUUUAGGUUAAGAAUUGUGGGUCAUUCUCUGGGAGGUGCUAUAGCUUCUUUAUUAGCAAUAAUGAUCCAUAGAAAAUCAUCAAAGGAACUGGGUUUUAGCCCUGAGAUUGUAACUGCUGUUGGAUAUGGAACUCCACCAUGUGUCUCCAAAGAACUUGCUGAAAGCUGCUCUGGCUAUGUAACGACAGUUGUGAUGCAGGAUGAUGUUAUACCUAGGUUGAGUGUAGCUUCUCUAACAAGGCUCAGAAAUGAAAUUCUUCAAACUGAUUGGAUGAGUGUAAUUGAGAAAGAAGAAUGGAAAAGUGUCACGGAUUUGGUUUCAAAUGCAAAGCAGGUUGUGUCCUCUGUGCAAGAUGUAGCUAGCAAACUUGCUGAUUAUGCAAAUUUCAGGAGAAACAAAAGUUUAACUGUUGGUACCAUUGACAAGGAGUUGCCGGUUGCUACAGAAGGUCCUCUGCCCCCCAAAGUAGCAAAGGAGAAUUCAGUUGUUGUGAAAGUCGAGGGAACUAAACCUGCAGUACCUGAGGAAUUAUUUAUACCUGGGACUGUUUACUAUCUUAAGAGGAACAUGGGAUCCCAAAACGACGUUGGAAAGGAUUUUUUCACCCUUUUGAAGAGGGAGCCUGGUGAGCAUUUCCAGAGGAUAAUCCUAUCGGGCAAUUUGAUCACAGACCACAGAUGUGAUAGCCAUUAUUAUGCUUUGAGAGAUGUUCUUAAAGGAUUGCCAUGGUGCGGCAAGGAAGGUAUAUUUAGAUAACAAAUGUUAAUUAUUUCUUUUUAAAUUUUUUCACAAUGCUAUUUGAUUAUAAUAAAACUGUACAUGUAUAACUAGUUUUCUGUGCUUAGGGGGGUGCCUUAGGCUUACAGUUAGCAAUAGCAUAGUAGAUUAUACGUUAGGCAAUUUAUGUGAAACACAAUAAUUAUGGAUGGG
This is a messenger RNA of Abrus precatorius (Indian licorice), 2095 nucleotides long. RefSeq lists its product as uncharacterized. The record is from RefSeq and is a predicted model, not a curated record. Gene Ontology annotation, biological process: lipid metabolic process. The transcript is spliced from 9 exons. Bases 350 to 1921 code for a protein of 523 amino acids. NCBI's taxonomy places the organism in Eukaryota, Viridiplantae, Streptophyta, Magnoliopsida, Fabales, Fabaceae.